Molecule: messenger RNA, 2309 nt
Organism: Seriola dumerili (greater amberjack)
Lineage: Eukaryota; Metazoa; Chordata; Actinopteri; Carangiformes; Carangidae
Gene: knop1
Product: lysine rich nucleolar protein 1
Exons: 6
Coding region: 199-1863 (554 amino acids)
Source: RefSeq, a predicted model, not a curated record
CUCCGGACGCCUGGCUCGUCAUUAAGACGAAAACUACUUCCAGGUCAAGAAACUACGCUGGUGCCCACGUGAACUAUCAAAGUGUACAAAGCAAAGCAACUAGACCUGCAAAGAGACAUUGAUCAAGAGUCCCUUCCCAGUCAGCCAGUCAAACCCUGGACAAGCCAGAGGUCUGUUGUGGUGGAGAAGCCAGUGAAAAUGACGAUGGAGGAAGACAAGAGAGAGGAGCAUCAUAUAAAGAAGAAGAAACACAAGAAAGGACAAGCUGCUGUGCUUGAAAACAAAAACUGUACUGUUGAUGAUGGGAGCCUAGCAGAGGUGAAAAAAGAAAAGAAGAAAAGAAAAACAGUUGAGACAGUAGUUACAGAUGAGGAGCUGUUGGAUGGAGGCAGUGAAAAGAAGGAGAAGAAGAAAAAGAAGAGGAAAAUUGUUAAUGAAUCAGUGAAUGAUGCCAAUGGUUCUGAUGCCAUGGAGUCAGCACAAGAUGAAGGAGUCAGCAAAAAGAAGAAGAAGAAGAAGCAGCUGCAGCUGGCUGAUGAUAUGAAUCAAGUAGAAAUUGCACAGAGUUUAGUCACAGAAGAAAGGAAACAAAGGAAAGAGAAGAAAGUAAAAAAUAAGAGUGUACAAAUUAAUACUGAAAAUGUAAAGAUGGAGGAAGAAGAAGAAGAAGAAGAAGAACAGCAAGCUGUAAAGGAUAAAGUACCAAAGAAAGCCAAGAAGGCAAAAAACAAUAUUUUAGCUGUAAACACAGAGGUGACUGAGGAGCAAAGUAAAGAAAAGAAAAAGAAGACAAAGAAAUCCAUUGUGGAAGAUACAAUUGUAGAUAUGGAUGGGAUAACUAAAACCAAAAAGAAACCUAAAGUGGGUGAGAAUGGAGUGAAGUUAGAAACACCAGACGGCGAAACUGAGGUUGAGGAGGUAAAAAUGAAAAAGAAGACAAAGAAAGAGGUGAAAAGUAAAGAAGAAAAUGGAGCAGAAACAUUUGAGGACAAAGAAAACAACAAAAGGAGCAAAGCAGCUUCAAGCAAAAAGUUGAACAAGGACAAUAUGCAGAAAGAGAGUGAGAUUGUUAUCACAGAGGAAGGAAAGACUGAGCAAAGGAAAAAAGGAAAAAAAGAAAAGGGUAGAAAAGCUUCAGCGGAGGUCAGCGAGGUAGAGGAGAUAGAGCCAAAGAAAAAGAAGAGGAAAAAGGAAAGCCCACAAAGAGAGGAUGAGCCAUUAUUAAUGAAAUGUCAAGAAAAUGAUGAGGAUGGGCAAAGUAGGGAAACAGUGGCAGGUGACACAACCAGCAAGAAAAGCAAAAAGAAGAGCAGCUCUGUCCAGGUGAAACAGGUGGAGAAUGAUGAUGGAGUUGAAAGUGGUGCAAAAAAGAAGAAGAAGAAGAGAAAGAUCAAAGAAGAGGUGGAAGACCAGCAGGAGUCUCCCCAAGUGGACGUGGUGUUUCUGUCAGAGAAGAGUGGAAACACUGAUGAGAUCAACAUCAACCAGGAGAGAAGAAAGGCUCUACAACUGGAGAUUGACAAGGCCUCCCAACCUGAAAAACCAGCCAAACCUUUGGGUUUGGGUCAGUGGAGCACCGCCCAGUUCGACAGCUCUCAACAGCAGCAGAAGUUCUUACGCUUGAUGGGCGGCUUCAAAAAGGGUUUCCAGCCGGCUGAAGCAGGCGCCGGACAAGCAAAUAUGGCAAUGGGGAAAAACGCACAGCAGCAGUUACAGCAAGGGCUUAUGGGAGAGUUUGAGCGCGCUCACUCACGCAGAAUGGACUUCAGUAACAGGGGGGCAGGUCUUGGGUUUUCUGCACCAUCCAAUAAGAAGUUCUCUAUCGACAUCAAUGCAUGUCGAUCUGUCCGCUUUGACAAUUGAUCAGUGUGAUCAAUGGGUUUUUUUUGUUUGUGUAGUUUUAACUGUUGAGUCAUUCACUGAGCUUUUUGCUCAGCUUCACUGGAAGGACUUGUAUAUAAAGCUAAUAAUGAACACACAAUACAAAAGCUCUUUGUACAUAUUGUAUAUUAAACAACAUCCUGCUUGAGGAGCUGGAAUGUUUUUACAUAAAAGCUCGUAACUGAGACUGACCAGUUGCUCUGUAGAGUUUGCUGUGAUUUCAAAUGGGUCACUAUUAACAUUGUGAUUGUGUGAAAAAGUUGUUUGUAUUUAACUUUUCUCUGUUGAAGAUGUUCCAGACUAAGAAUUUGACCUUUUUUAAUUACUUUUAUACUAAUAAUGGCAAAAAGUGACUAAAAACGUAAUACACGUUGUUAGAUCACACACAGAUUCCAUCCCUACUGUUACACAUCUAAUAGCCUGGUGUU